AUGUCACACCACGACCAAGAUGGGGUUGCUCACAGCAACCUGGAAACCGACCAUGCAUCCCCUAGCACAUCCUUGUCACCAGACGAUCGAUCACAAAAACGAACAAGUGACGAUGCGGCCAUCACUCGCGAGCGCAAAUCCCGAAAAUCAACUCAUGAAUUGCUGACCGAUGCAGAAAAGAAGGCGAAUCACAUUGCUUCAGAACAGAAGCGAAGGCAGAAUAUACGUUUAGGGUUCGACCAGCUCAUUGAAAUUGUGCCUUCACUCAACAGCGGCAACCGCAGUGAAGCCAUCAUUUUACAGAAAUCUGUUGAUCAUAUCAAGCAACUAAUUGCCAACAAGAGUCAAUUGAAAGAGCAGAUCAAGGAGCUGGAAAUUCUUCUCGGCGAUCCACACUAUGACGAUGAUGCAAGUAUAGUAUAA
Radiomyces spectabilis is the source of this 423-nucleotide messenger RNA. RefSeq lists its product as uncharacterized. Lineage: Eukaryota; Fungi; Mucoromycota; Mucoromycetes; Mucorales; Radiomycetaceae. The transcript is spliced from 3 exons. Gene Ontology annotation, biological process: regulation of transcription by RNA polymerase II. Gene Ontology annotation, molecular function: RNA polymerase II cis-regulatory region sequence-specific DNA binding; DNA-binding transcription factor activity, RNA polymerase II-specific; protein dimerization activity. Bases 1 to 423 code for a protein of 140 amino acids. The record is from RefSeq and is a predicted model, not a curated record.